AUGGACCAACCAUGCUGCCAACCCGUGGCGGCACUCGCCGAAGCUGUGGCAAGAGGCGAGGACGGCGGUGACGACCGCCCUUCCCCGCCCCCCGCCGGCGCGGUCGACGAACUUAGAAUCGACCAGCUGAGUCUGAUGAGAUCAGCAUCCGAAGAUGGACUCUCCAUCUUAUCUCGGAAAUCUUCGUCCCGGCUGGAGAACCUCCCGGCCGACCUGAGGGUCCAGAUCCUCUUGAGCAUGCCGGAUUUUGAGGCCCUCCACAGGCUUGUGCACGCAUCCCCUGUGAUGUACGCCCAGUACCGAGCCUACCGCACCAGCAUCCUCAGUGCGCUCCUAGACCGCGAGUUAGCUUGCGUCCCGGCCAUCUACACCUGGUUGGAGGACCUGGUGUCGAUCGCAGAUCUGGGGGUUAUGCCUCUGACCGACGAGACACUUGCCUUCUUGAAGGACAAAUACUACGAGCGCUACGCGCGGAAGCGGCAUGUGUGUCCGAGGAUCAGCCUGGGCCGUCAGAAGCUCCGUGGAACGACCCCCAUCGCGUUGCUUAGAGACUUAGACCAGCCGUUCCCUUUCGAAAUCCGCUCCCGCAAAGGCCAAUAUCGCUUCGAGUUUUACGACACGUCCAGCCCGGAGAACUGGAGGCUCCUCCGACCGGACCUCGUCAUCAUCUGCUAUGACAUAAGCCAGCGGCUCAGCCUCAUCAACCUGCAGCGGGUGUGGAUCAAGGAAGUGCGGACGACGUUCCCUUCGAGCGACACUCUUUCCGUGCUGGUGCUGGGCCUCAAGCGGGACCUGCGGUCCGAGGACGACCUCAACGGCAUCAUCUAUCCGCAGGAAGCCUACCGAGUGGCGCAGGAGAUCCGAGCCGACAAGUACAUGGAGUGCUCGGCCGUGACGGGAGAGCUGAUGGAGGAGGUGUUCGACGACAUUUGCACCACCGCCCUGAAGACCAUCACGUCAGAUGGAGGGCAGAGUGAAGGCGGGUGCUCGGUCAUGUAG
Messenger RNA from Chaetomium strumarium, 999 nucleotides. RefSeq names its product P-loop containing nucleoside triphosphate hydrolase protein. NCBI's taxonomy places the organism in Eukaryota, Fungi, Ascomycota, Sordariomycetes, Sordariales, Chaetomiaceae. Gene Ontology annotation, biological process: mitochondrion organization; small GTPase-mediated signal transduction. The record is from RefSeq and is a predicted model, not a curated record. The coding region runs from base 1 to 999 and encodes 332 amino acids. Gene Ontology annotation, cellular component: mitochondrial outer membrane. Gene Ontology annotation, molecular function: GTPase activity; GTP binding. The transcript has 3 exons.